This is a messenger RNA of Anguilla anguilla (European eel), 1722 nucleotides long. Its product is annotated as proline-rich membrane anchor 1-like. The record is from RefSeq and is a predicted model, not a curated record. NCBI's taxonomy places the organism in Eukaryota, Metazoa, Chordata, Actinopteri, Anguilliformes, Anguillidae. The coding region runs from base 465 to 923 and encodes 152 amino acids. The transcript is spliced from 5 exons.
CCGACGCGCCCCGUGUUCCCUUACGGACGUUGUGACGUAGCCUACUCCGACCGAAGUGUUAUUUGCAAACACCGUGGAAAUAAUAUCCGGCUCCGAUAGUGAUUCAUUUUAUCAAUUCCUUACGCCCGUUGUACUUUUCUGAUAGGCUAAUCCGCCAGUUUUUCUGAAAUUUGAGGUCAGCUCUUCACCUACGGGAUUUCUUCCAACGAGGGGAAUUAAAUUUGAAGCAGGAUUUCCUGGGGCGCGUUUUACCAAGUGUGUGAACUGUAAAGAGGAACGCAUCGUGUUAUUGGAGACUUUACUCUCUAUUCAGAGUUAUACGCAUACCUAAAAUGUUUUAAUCAGUUGGGAACCAAGUGGGGGGUCGUCAUUUAAAUGGCAUUAAAUUACAUAAUAAUCUGACAUUGUUCAGCUGCUGCAACACAUGUUCUAAUGGCUGGGGCUGUGAAAAGAGCGAAGUAGGAAUGCUGACCCGAUAUACAUUGCCGCUGAGUUUAAGUUUUCGGCCUUCUCUGUUUGGUCAUUGUCUUCUCACAUCAUUUUUCAUUUUAUUUCAGUUUGCUCGAGGUGAGCUGCAGAAGUCGUGCAUGCGAACCGCAACGAACAAGGUGAGCGAGAGCUGUCGGCUGGCGUGCCAGUGUAGACCCUACCCUCCUUUACCUCCCCCGCCUCCGCCGCCACCGCUCCCCAGGCUUAUCGUCCACCAUGAUCCACUCGUGCCCCCAGUGGAGUCAUGGUGGAAGGAGACGGUGGUGCUGGGGACGGUGGGGUGCGUCUCUGUGGUAUUCCUUCUCCUAACGGCCAUCAUCGGCUAUAAAGCCAUAAAGAGGAAACCAAUGCGGAAGGAGGAGAAUGGGACAAGGGAACUUGCCAUGAGCUCCCGCAGCGUGAAGUUGGUGGACACCAAUAGCACCGGAGUGUAGGAGGCCUACGGACAGGAAGGGGAAGUGAUGCAAGCUACUCCAAUCAGAAAAAGAACACCUCCUCCCCACAGUGCAGUCAGGAACGGGGAGUUAUGAACUCUGGAUACACUUGUAAUUCAUGCUUUUGUGAAACAGAAACGAGUGAACAAUGGGAGAAAGGGAAAGAAAAAAUGUGAGUUAAUUUUGGAGGAAGACAAAGCGAACUUUACCUGUAGGCCAGGCACCUCCGUGCUGCAUGAGGCUCCAGGUGUUCCGUGGACCAGCUGACAGCUACCAGCCCCAAGGAGGAAGCUGUGGCCCUUGUGACUUUACUGUGACACUGCAGAGCACAGGAACAAUAAAUCACAACAAGCAGUCGCAUGCACUUUUUAAUUCCCUGUGAAACUUAUUUCCACCCCCUCUCUCUCUCUCAAUCCCCCCCUCUCCUCCCCCCCUUUUCUCCCUCCCUCUCUAUGUCUCUCGGUACAAUUAUGUUAUCUCAUCAUCCGCAAUGUGUCUGAAAUUGAGGCACACGAAGGAGGAAUCGGCUGGAAUUCAGGUACAAUGUUGGAGCUUCUAGGUUCUGUAAAACAUCUCCUUCCAACAAGUGAGCUUAAAUUUCAGAAAAAAGUUAACUAAACGUAUGCAUGACCAGGUUGUUCGGACUGGACUGCUGUUGUCCUCUAUGCAAUCUGACCAGUGAAAUGAGAAGGAAAUCCCAGUUGUGGUAAAACAAAAGCAUACAUAUUUAUGCACUCCUGGAAGGAUGAAGGUUAGUCUGACAGGUGCAGUCUGGUCACGCGUUUAUUUAAUAAUAUUU